Molecule: messenger RNA, 1127 nt
Organism: Lineus longissimus
Lineage: Eukaryota; Metazoa; Nemertea; Pilidiophora; Heteronemertea; Lineidae
Exons: 4
Coding region: 248-865 (205 amino acids)
Source: RefSeq, a predicted model, not a curated record
UUGAAGUACAUAAUGUACAAAGUGUGUUCAACUGGCGUGACCACAUAAUUCCAUUCUUGCCUGUCAACUUCAGUGGCCAAUCCAAGCCACACCAGUUCCAAUUCAGGAAAGUAGAUGGGCAGGCAAGGAUGCGCUAUCGCCUGUGGGCUGAUGACCCGUGGAGCCCUGAGGGACCAGGCAUGACAUGCCUUGAGGCUUCCCAGAUAUAGCUGACGAACAAGCAGUGGUUGAACCCAGCACCGAGCGAAUGGAGCUGGACGAGGUCCGCAAAGGCGUCAAGGCUCUCGGGCCAAGACUGGUGUCCCGAGAUCACCAGUGGUGGGACCGCUACUUCCUAGCACUGGAAAAUCCUAACGUCAAUGACAAGGAAUGGCCGCUGCCCAAAAUCAGCCAAACGAUCGGCUUUUGGAAAAUUGAUGAAGAUAUGACAGACGUACCGCAGCAUCUGUUGGAGAUCAGAUCCGGCCUCACACAACAAUGCCCAGCGGUGAUCAUUGGUAAUCAAGGACAAAUGCCGGCAAUUCAAGAGGUAGAUCGAACAAAAAUUGAGAUUGGUGAUCUGGCGGCAAUAUACACCGUGGAAAAGGAGGGUAGACCAUGGAUCGCCAAGGUGAUUGAUAUCAAUGAGGACACGAUCAAGAUUCAUUGGUUCCAUGGGUCUUGGAAUGGAGUUUGCCGGCCAUGGUACAACAACAUCAGCAAAAAGCAAGUACCACGGCUGGAUGAAGUUCAUGUGACGAGUGUUGUUCUGUGGGGGUUUAGAUUGACAGAGAACGGUGCUUGUUUGACUAGGACUGUGGCCAGAGAGUUGAAAGACAGGUACGAUCAAAUAGAUAGUGAGGAGACAUCUUCCUCUCUUUCAUAAAUGACCAAACCACCCUGGCUAAUAAGGGGUGGUCCAUAAUUUUCAACAUUUUCACAAGCGUACAAUACGUACGGGGGAGGGAGGGGGUCAAAACACCAAUGUACACUUUCUUUAAGAAAUUAAUAAAAUGUUGAUCAUCUGUAUUGUACGAAUCGCGGGACGCAUUUAAAUUUCGCGCGCUGCUCACACGGUUAGCUCUGCUUGCUUCCUAUUCAACAAGACAAUGGCCGCACGUGGUGACUUUGAUGCGCUAUUUUUGUUA